UUCCUUACGUUUAGUGCGGUUUCAAUUCUAAAAAAAGAUGAAUUCCAAUAUAUUUUUCAAAGAUGCCAUGACGACUUCCGGUUGCAAUGUCUGAUGGGAAACGCUGUACCACUGUAAAGUGUCCAAAUUAGCCUUUUAACGGUUACUAAAGCAAGAUGGCAGCGUGCGCAAUACGUCGGGGUUUAUUGUCCACCGCCAGUAAAUAUAACAAACUGAAAUGCAGUCAGAGAUUACUGAGUGCAAUUGAGUACAACAGUGGAUUAGAUCUGAAAAGACCUCAGGCGUUGUGUUCAGCUUGUGGACUGUCCAGUUUCCAGCAGACGCGGUUCAUGUCAUCAAGAAACAGAGCAGAGGGAAAGAUACUUGAACCUGUCGGCGUGUUUGAGGCCCUGAAGCAACAUGGCAAAUAUGAAACAGGCCAGCUUUUCCUGCACAGUAUAUUUGGCUACAGGGGAAUCGUGUUAUUCCCCUGGCAUGCUCGCCUCUAUGAUCGAGAUGUGAGCCCUGCUGCGGCUGACAGCAAGCCAGACACUGCAGGGCAUGGAUCCAAAGAGGUGAAAGGGAAAAUGCAUACAUACUACCAGGUUCUCAUAGACACCAGAGACUGUCCACACAUAUCUCAGCGGUCUCAGACUGAAGCGGUAACGUUCUUGGCUAAUCAUGAUGACAGCAGGGCCUUGUACGCUAUCCCAGGUCUGGAUUAUGUGAGUCAUGAAGACAUUCUGCCUUACAACUCUACUGAGCAAGUUCCUAUACAGCAUGAGCUAUUUGAACGCUUCCUCUUGUUUAGCCCCUCUAAAAAUCCCCCAUUCACCGCUAGAGAUACACUAAGGGCAUGGCAGGAGAAGAACCAUCCCUGGCUGGAGCUUUCAGAUGUACACCGAGAAACCACGGAGAACAUCCGUGUCACCGUCAUCCCCUUCUACAUGGGCAUGAGAGAAGCUCAGAAUUCACAUGUGUAUUGGUGGAGGUACUGCAUCCGUCUGGAGAACCUGAGCAAUGAGGUGGUGCAACUAAGGGAAAGACACUGGAGGAUCUUCAGUCUCUCAGGAACUCUGGAAACAGUCCGUGGCAGAGGAGUCGUGGGCAAGGAGCCCGUUUUGUCCAGAGAACAGCCAGCCUUUCAGUACAGCAGUCAUGUUUCUCUUCAAGCACCCAGUGGACACAUGUGGGGGACAUUUUGUUUUGAGAGAACAGAUGGCUCACACUUUGACGUGCGCAUUCCACCUUUCUCACUAGAGAGCAAUAAGUAUGACAAAGCUUCCCCUGCGGGCUAUCCCUUGUAGUAGACCUACUACCUUCACAACUCAGCCACACCACCAGGCGGUUCCCUCAGACAUGCAGAUUUCACCUUCCUUAUCAGUGCUUCUUAAAUAUAUGAUUGUUUUAGCAAAACAUCCUUCAGCCUGGUUCUCACUGCACCACCGUAGAUUGGUAGCAGCUGCAUAUUUUGAAAAAAACAUGUGAAAUCGGCAGGUUAAAGUGAGGAGGUUGAUUUUAGUAAAUGGUAUGAUGCAGGUUUUCGGGUAAGAAUAGAGGCAUUGCCAGUUUAUUGUAUGAAGCUCCAGAACCUCAACAGGCAGUAUAGAGAGUGUUUGAAAUUUAUCCUUUUAUUUAUUUGAACAAUUGUAUUCAUCAAUUGAACAAGAAUAACAGUUCAUCAAGUUUCCUGUCAUUCCUUACUUGGAUAAUUUGAGCUGAUCCAUCUCAUUUAGAGAACUGUCAUGUUCUGGAGAAAACUUCCCAGGGUUGUAUGGUGUACGUUUUCUCUAAAAGCUAUUGCCUGGUAAAUUGAUUGGUACAAUUAUAUAGGCCAUGCCAACGUCAGCUACCGGUCAUUGAAAUGUGGUUUGACUAAGAACGUUGUGGGUGCUAAAGCUGUAUUAAGAAAGGAGAUUUGAUAAAUUGAAUUGUAAUAAUGGAUAAUGAUCAGCUUUAUUAUUUACUGUAAAUAUGUUUGUAAAGCAUAAAUAAAAACAAUUUUCAAGUUUA
This is a messenger RNA of Triplophysa dalaica, 1992 nucleotides long. It is a transcript of the gene poldip2, whose product is annotated as polymerase (DNA-directed), delta interacting protein 2. Lineage: Eukaryota; Metazoa; Chordata; Actinopteri; Cypriniformes; Nemacheilidae. Gene Ontology annotation, cellular component: mitochondrial nucleoid; nucleus. Gene Ontology annotation, biological process: error-free translesion synthesis. Gene Ontology annotation, molecular function: DNA binding. The transcript has 12 exons. The record is from RefSeq and is a predicted model, not a curated record. Bases 156 to 1286 code for a protein of 376 amino acids.